AUGAAGUUCUCCACCAUCCUCAGUGCUGCAAUGCUCGCCCAGCAGGGCAUGUCCCAUCCGGGACAGAGCAAGGCUGAAGCCCUACAGGAGCUUCAGCAGCGCCGGGAAUACCGGUCAAUGAACAAGAGAACUCUGGCCGACUGCGCCGAUCAGCUCAAAGCGAGGGGUAACGACGCCCUCCUCCAAGCUCGCCGUUCGGCCAAACUUGAGGCUAUGCGCAAGAAGCGGUCAAUCAGCACCGACAAGCCUCUGCUCAAGGCUCGCUCUUUCGACGAUGUCCUGAACACCGACCACCACUCCAACCUCACCGUCACUCCCGAGACAGCUGACCCAGCUACCCUUUUCACAGGGAAUGCCAGCUGCACUCUUACUCCUGAGACGACCGAGGGCCCAUACUGGGUGGCUGGCGAGCUCGUCCGCGAGAACAUUGUUGAUGGCCAGGCCGGUGUGCCCCUGACGCUCGACAUCCAGGUCGUCGAUGUGAACACCUGCGAAGUGGUUCCUCAGGCUUACACCGAAAUCUGGCACUGCAACUCGACUGGUGUGUAUGGUGUUGUUGCUGGCGGAAACGGCAACCAGGCCGACCUGGCCAACAUCAACAACACUGCGCUCCGUGGCAUUCAGCAGACUGACAAUGACGGCGUGGUUGCUUUCGAGACUUUAUUCCCCGGCCACUCCGAGAAGGAGGCGCCCUAUAACACCAACACACAGGCACUUACGGUCAACAAGGACGACUUCAUCUUCGAGGAGGAGGCUGCCAAUGUUGAUCCGAGUGUCGAGUAUGUCUACCUUGGUGACAGCAUCUCCGAAGGUCUGUUUGGUUGGAUUGCUUUCGGCAUUGAUACUGCUGCUGCCCGUAACGUUACUCCUGCUGUGUACCUGACCGAGAACGGUGGUGUCGCCAACCCCAACGCUGGUGCUGGUGGCCCUGGUGGACCCGGUGGACCUCCUCCUACCGGCUCUCGCCCAACCAACCUGCCCACUGCUACCGCGUCUGCUUAG
Didymosphaeria variabile is the source of this 1002-nucleotide messenger RNA. RefSeq lists its product as uncharacterized. The record is from RefSeq and is a predicted model, not a curated record. NCBI's taxonomy places the organism in Eukaryota, Fungi, Ascomycota, Dothideomycetes, Pleosporales, Didymosphaeriaceae. Bases 1 to 1002 code for a protein of 333 amino acids. Gene Ontology annotation, molecular function: iron ion binding; oxidoreductase activity, acting on single donors with incorporation of molecular oxygen, incorporation of two atoms of oxygen. The transcript has 3 exons.